AUGCCGCACCACCCCGGCUGCAGCAGCAGCAGCAGCAGCAGCAGCAGCAGCAGAUGUGCCGGCAGCGGCAGCGGCGAAGGUGGCAGCAGCAGCAGCGGCAGCAGCAACGGUAGCAGCGGCAGCAGCAAAGGCAGCAGCCGCAGCGGCAGCAAAGGUAGCAGCAGCAGCAGCAGCAGCACAAAGGUAGAAGCAGCAGCAAGGGGAGUAGCAGCAGCAAGGGCAGCAACAGCAGUAAAGGCCCCAGCAGCAAACGCACUCGCAGCAACAGCAGCAAGGGCAGCAACAGCAGCAAGGGCAGUAGCAGCAGCAAGGGCAGUAGCAGCAACAAGCGCAGCAGCAAAGGUAGUAGAAGCAGCAGCAAUCGCAGCAGCAAAGGCAGCAGAAGCAGCAGCAGCAAAGAAAGUAGCAGCAGCAGCAGCAGCAGCAGCAGCAAAGGCAGUUGCAGCAGCAGAAGUAAAUGAGAAGAAUAAAUAA
Molecule: messenger RNA, 474 nt
Organism: Eimeria tenella
Lineage: Eukaryota; Apicomplexa; Conoidasida; Eucoccidiorida; Eimeriidae
Exons: 1
Coding region: 1-474 (157 amino acids)
Source: RefSeq, a predicted model, not a curated record